Messenger RNA from Cylas formicarius (sweet potato weevil), 1293 nucleotides. RefSeq names its product putative odorant receptor 85d. Gene Ontology annotation, molecular function: olfactory receptor activity; odorant binding. The transcript has 6 exons. The record is from RefSeq and is a predicted model, not a curated record. NCBI's taxonomy places the organism in Eukaryota, Metazoa, Arthropoda, Insecta, Coleoptera, Brentidae. Gene Ontology annotation, biological process: detection of chemical stimulus involved in sensory perception of smell; sensory perception of smell. Gene Ontology annotation, cellular component: plasma membrane. The coding region runs from base 69 to 1217 and encodes 382 amino acids.
CUUUUCCGGGCCAAGCCCAAUCCUAAUAGUUUCCAUUGUGAUUUAGUGGUUUCAGCAGAGCGAUAAAGAUGACAGAGGUGUUCGACAUAAGCCAAAGUUACGACACGGAAAAAAUACUACUAGGAAUAGCCGGAUUUUAUCCGACGAAAAUCAGGCGUGGUCUCUUGGUGAGCUUGGUGUGCUCGACGGUAGUCUUCAUCACGUUCACCCAAUUCGCAUCGGUAACCGUCUACGCCAAGAAGCAAAUAUCCGACGUCACGAAGAUAUCGGAAAUAUUCCUAUUCUCCACAACUCAGAUAGCGUUCGUCAACAAACUGAUAAAUUUCGUAGUGAAAAAUGAAAACACCGUGAAAAUUGACGGGCUCUUAUCCGAUACCGUGUUAACUAGGGUUAAUAAACACGAAAGUCGGAUGCUUCGAAAUGAGAUACAGAAAGCGAAAACCGCCGCUGUCCUUUACAGAAUAUUGUGCGCUAGCGUGGUUAUCUCGUACGGCAUAUUUCCGCAAUUCGACAGAACUCCCGGCAAAAAGAACUACCCUUUCUACGGCGAAUACCCGUUCAAUCCGGAUAAUUAUUACGUGGCGGUGUAUAUAGUCCAAGUUUGUGUGGUAGGGGUUAGCGCUUGGCUUAACUCCACCAUGGACCUUCUUUUCGUUAAACUUACCACGUUGGCUACGGUGUUGUUUGCUAUAUUAAGCGAAAGGAUCAAAAAUGCCUCAAACAGGCGCCGAAAUGAAGACGUUACCGUCGACGUGGCCCUGAGAAAAUGCGUUGUGUAUUACAACACACUUUUGACGUUUGUUGGCUUGAUCGAAGCAACCUUCUCCUACGGGAUUUUCAUUCAGUUCCUGUGUAGCGCCAUCGUAAUAUGCCUGACCGGAUUUCAAAUGAUGGUGAUCAAUUUUACCAGCGCCCAAUUUAUCUUACUGGUUUUCUAUUUUAUUUGUAUGACCUGUCAAGUGGGCAUGUACUGCUGGUAUGGACAAUUGGUAAUGCAGAAGAGCGACGAGAUUACAAACGCCUGUUAUCAUGUCAAUUGGAACGAAAUCGACAUAAAAUCACAAAAAAUGCUGAUUAUAAUCAUGGAGAGGGCUAAGAGACCUUCGACCGUACAUGCGGCGGGAGUUUUCCCACUCAAUUUAGCAACGCUGAUGACGAUUCUCAGAACAUCUUACUCAUAUUUCGCCGUUCUCCAGAGGCUCUACUCCAAGGAUUAAAAGUUAAGAAAUGUCCAGCGCAUCAUCUUCUUCUUGUCUGUACGAUAAUAACCAAAUAAAUUUGGUAAAUUCAACU